Messenger RNA from Lecanosticta acicola, 2535 nucleotides. Lineage: Eukaryota; Fungi; Ascomycota; Dothideomycetes; Mycosphaerellales; Mycosphaerellaceae. The record is from the annotation of a GenBank genome assembly.
AUGGCAGUCUCCUACCCUUCUUCCACCUACGGUCUCCUCUACUACGACCCUGCCACCCACCACAACGCCUACGACAAACCCCAAAAACUCUUUCGACCCCGACGAGUAGGCCCGGGCCGCGUCUGCGUCAAGUCCAUCGACCCCGCUCGCGAAGAUCGAAAGGCCGACCACCCCGUCUCCGACUCGCUCAAGGGUGGCCGAAGGCCUUCGGCAAAGGUCAAGCUGGCCGGCACGCGGGAGAACGCGAAGCGCUUCCUCCGUUCCGUCAUUGCCAGUUCCAACUCCGACACCGCCAAGGCCCGACAGGAAGCCGGGAACGCCAACAAGAGGAGGUCGUGGUCUCCCGUCGAGCGUUCGCAGUCGGUCCGGUCCGGAGACAGUGGGACGGCGGCCGACGCGCCUGCACCCGCGCCCAAUAUGCGAGGAAACUUUCGGCAUUCCAUUGGCGGUCCCAUCAAUGCGCACCUGCAGAGACCACGCCUCAACAGCGAAGCAACACAUCCCUCCAGCAGCCAGUCGACGACGCCGUCUUCAUCCUCAAGCACCAAUGGACAUCAGCCUUCACCGCGCAUCGACACCUCCGUCACCGACAGCGUGAUACCGAAUCUCAACCUCGAAGACGAGAAACCGAUCGCAUCAGGCAAUGGAGUUGCAAUGGGAGUGCAUCUGGCAGAGCCAGCACUCUUUCUCCAAGGCUUCGAGAACGCCGACCAUGCCCCCGGUAACACCGCGAUGCUCCGGGGUGCACUGCAUCUGCGAGUGCAGAAGAGCGCGAAGAUCAAGGCGGUGACGCUCAAAUUCAAAGGGACUGCGGUGACCAAGUGGCCCGAGGGGAUCCCGCCACGGAAAGUGGAGUUCGAAGAGAGGGACACCAUCAUGGCACACACUUGGCCAUUCUUCAAUGCCCAGUUCGAGAGUGCCGAGAAGGGGACGAAUGCAGACCACGUCAAACUCUUCAGAGGAGGAGAGUCGUCGUCGUCGUCGUCGUCGAAAUCGGACUCCCUGGGACGCUCCGUCGACAGUGGAUCAUCCAUCAACCUUGGCGCGAAAGAGGCGAAGAAGCUUGCUCUGUCCGUCAAUCAAUCACGAAGUUUCCAAAAGGGCGAUCCUCCGCCAGGCUCGGCUAUUGCCGCCAAGGGAUACCGCACGUUCCUGCCGGGAGACUACGUGUACAACUUCGAGCUGCCUCUGGACAGCCGAUUACCGGAGACGAUCGAUGUCGAACUCGGAUCCGUCAAGUACGAACUCGAAGCAGUCGUCGAGAGGGCGGGGGCUUUCCGAGCGAAUCUGACGGGCAGCAAGGAAGUGACCUUGAUCCGCGCCCCGGCCGAGGGCUCGCUGGAACAGGUCGAGCCCAUCGCCAUCAGCCGAAAUUGGGAGGACCAAUUGCAUUACGACAUCGUCAUCUCCGGGAAGAGCUUCCCACUUGGAACUCAGGUCCCCAUAGCCUUCAAGCUGACCCCCUUGGCCAAGGUGCAAUGUCAUCGGAUCAAGGUCCUGAUAACCGAAAACAUUGAAUACUUCUGCUCGAACAGGCGGGUGCAUCGGAUGGAGCCUACCCGAAAAGUUCAGCUUUUCGAAAAACGAGCGGACAACCCACCCACGAGUGCCUUCCCAGGAAGCACGAUGAGAGUCACUGCCGGCGGUGGCAUUCCUUACGACCAGCGAGCACGAGCGGCACGAGGCGACGACGUUAUUGGAAACGACAGCACGAACUUACUGGGCAACUUGGACGGCGAGUCGAAUAUCGGCCCCACCGAAAUGGAAUUCAGUGUCCAAUUACCGAGCUGCCACACGAUGAAGGAACGAGAUCGAUCGCAACGACUGCACUUUGACACGACGUAUCAGAACAUUCAGGUCCAUCACUGGAUCAAGAUUGUCAUGCGGUUAUCGAAGCCGGAUGCCAAUGACCCGAGCAAGCGAAGACACUUUGAGAUUUCCAUCGACUCUCCCUUCCACAUCCUGUCGUGUCGUGCGACUCAGGCGAACAUAUCGCUACCAGCCUACACUUCUCCGCAAGCUGCACCGGCGAACCCGAACUUGUUCGACUGUGGAUGCCCCGGUGCCGCAAGACGCCGGAAUUCCCCGACCGGCUUUGUUCCCGGCUUGAACGCCAUCAACCAUGGACAACGCAACAGCAAUGAAGACAAUAGGCCCACCACUCCCACGAUACGAUCGCCUGGCCUCGCCAGGCCACCUACCGUGCACGCGGCAAAUCACAUGGGCCACAACCGCAUCCAAUCCGUCGACCGACCCAUCCAUCUUCUCCGCGCGCCUUCUUUCAACCCGCCGGCUUUUGAAGAAGAGGAACCGCCACCACCGCUCAUGACACCUCCACCGCAGUACAACGAUAUCGCUAGCCCCACGAGCGGUUUGGCAGAUUACUUCUCCCGCCUCAGCGAUACCUAUGACGACUCCGACAGCGGGGACGAAAGCCAUCGUUCUGGACGAGUCAACGUUCCUCUUACUCCUGGAGGCAGAAUCAACCGAUCUAUGGAUCUUGGGCGAAAUUGGGUCCCUGUUGGAGGGACAUGA